CACACAACCCAGAGAAAAUAUGGUGACCAAAAGGGUACAGAAACCAAAAUAUUGUCAUACAACAACAAAACAUAACAGAUAGACAUGCAAUUACCUCCUUUUGGCCUUGACUAAACUUUAGUUAAGUUAUAUUAGAACGCACCAGCUUCAUUCUGGCGGAAAUAAUGUUGUCAGAGCCCACAAUUGCAGAAGCACAUGUUAAGAUGAGAACACACACUGGUGAUAAACCUUUUAAAUGUGAUAUAUGUGGUUAUAGUUAUUAUAAGAGUUCAAACUUACAGAAACACACAACAACACACACUGUUUAUAAACCUUAUACAUGUGAAAUUUGUGGGAAAGCAUUUGCUAAUCAUGCAACCUUAAAGGUACACAUAGUAAUACAUUCGGGUGAUAAACCUUAUAAAUGUAAUAUAUGUGGUACAGGAUUUGCUCAGAAAUCAACCUUAAAGAGACACAUAAGAACACACACUGGUGACAAACCUUAUAAAUGUGAAACGUGUGGUCAAGGAUUUACUCAAAGUCAUAACUUGCAUAGCCACAUGAGCAAACACACUGAUUAUAAACCUUAUCAAUGUGAAAUGUGUGGUGAAGGGUUCAAACGGAGAAAUUAUCUACAAAGACACAUGAUUACACACCAUGGGGACAAACCGUAUACAUGUGGCAUAUGCGGUAAAGCGUUUUCGAAAAGUACAUACUUAAAGAUGCACAUAAGAAUACACACAGGUGAUAAACCAUAUACAUGUGAUACAUGUGGUAAAAGGUUUUCAACAAGUGCAUACUUAAAGAAACACAAGAGAACACACACUUGUGAUAAACCUUAUAAAUGUGGAAUAUGUGGUAAAGGGUUUAAUGAGAAGGCGUAUUUGCAGAUACACAUGAGAAUACACACUGGUGAUGAACCUUACCAAUGUGAUAUAUGUGGAAAACGGAGUAAACAAAGUAGUGAUAUGCUGAGGCACACGAGAACACACACUGGUGAAAAAUCAUAUAAAUGUGAUAUAUGUGGUAAAGCGUUUGUUCAAGGUUCAACCUUACAGAGACACAUGAGAACACACACUGGAGAUAAACCUUAUAAAUGUGAUGUAUGCGGUAAAGGUUUUUCUGAGAGUACACACUUGAAGAGACACAGUAGAACACACACGGGAGAUAAACCUUAUAAAUGUGAUGUGUGUGGAAAAGAGUUUGGUGAUGGUUCAUACUUGAAGCCACAUAUGAGAACACACACUGGUUAUAAACCUUUUAAAUGUAAUAUAUGUGAGAAGGAAUUUAGUCAGGGUAAUAGUUUAAAGAAACACAUGAAAUCACACACUGCUUAUAAACCUUAUAAGUGUGAUAUAUGUGGCAAGGGAUUUAAUCAGAGUAUGUAUGGUUUAAAGAAACACAUGAAAUCACACACUUAUCUUGCUGAUUAAAUAUAUAUGUGGUUAAGGGUUCAAUCGGAGAAAUUAUAUACAAAGACACAUGAGAACACACCAUGGGGAUAAACCGUAUACAUGUUGCAUAUGGUAUGUGAUAAAGGGUUUUCUCAAAGUACAACAUUAAAGAUACACAUAUAAAUACACACGGGUGAUAAACCUUUUAAUAAUAUGCAUGUGAUAUAUGUGGUAAAGGAUGUAUUCAUGGGAUAUUUAGCGACAUAUCAGAAUACACCUUGAUAAAAAAAACAUAUACAUGUGAUAUACUAGUACUGUGGUAAAGGAUGCAUUCAUGGAAUAUGUAGCGACAUAUCAGAAUACACUUUGAUAAAAAAACUUAUACAUGUGAUAUUUGUGGUAAAGGAUGCAUUCAUGGAAUACACAGUGACACAUAGAUUACGCACUGAUGUUGAACAUUUUAAAUGUGAUAUAUAUGUGGAAAAAUAUUUAAUCAUGGGGAAUGCAGUGAUACAUCAGAAUACACACUGAUGAUACACAUUACAUGUUACGUGUCUUGUUAAGUCUUAUGUGGACUUCGUGGCUUAGAGACACAUGAGAACACGCACUGCAGAUAACCAUUAUAAAUGUCUCAUGUGUUGUAAAGAAUGAAUGAAUGAAUUUCGUGGAUUAGAGACACGCGAGUACACACAAUGGAGAUACCCCUUA
Molecule: messenger RNA, 2081 nt
Organism: Mytilus trossulus (common blue mussel)
Lineage: Eukaryota; Metazoa; Mollusca; Bivalvia; Mytilida; Mytilidae
Product: zinc finger protein 45-like
Exons: 1
Coding region: 165-1412 (415 amino acids)
Source: RefSeq, a predicted model, not a curated record